Molecule: messenger RNA, 2346 nt
Organism: Tuber aestivum (summer truffle)
Lineage: Eukaryota; Fungi; Ascomycota; Pezizomycetes; Pezizales; Tuberaceae
Source: the annotation of a GenBank genome assembly
GGACUCAUUAAUCUGGCUUUCUCAAAAGCUUAAUUUCAAGCAGGGAAACAUAUAUAUCUCUUAUAUUAUAAUAUUAUACACAAACCUGGUUCCUCCCCGUUUCUCACCUUAACCCGAAUCAAGGGAAGAAGAAGGAAAAAGGAAAAGAGCAAAAUGCCCGCCGCGAAUUUGAGUAUUCCCGAUAGCCCUCCUCAUCACGGAGAUACGGCGGGGACCAUCACAAGCGAGUCGGAGAGCCCCUUCGCGGAACUGAUCUGGAACCAAAAGAUAAUCGUGGUCCCCAGCUUCACCCUCGAAUCCGGUGUGACAAUCCGCGAGGUCCCCGUGGCAUACAAGACCACUGGCCGCCUGAACGAGAAUUCCGACAACGCAAUGCUAAUCUGUCACGCACUCACUGGCAGCGCGGACGUGGAGGACUGGUGGGGACCUCUGGUAGGCCCUGGGAGAGCCUUCGAUUGGGGACGGUUCUUCGUCGUCUGCUGCAACAGUCUGGGGAGCCCUUACGGGAGCGCUUCGCCCUGCACUAUGAACCCCGAGACCAGCAGGAUUUAUGGGCCAGAGUUCCCACUAACCACGGUUAGGGAUGAUGUCAAUAUCCACAAGAUCGUGCUCGAUUAUUUGGGGGUUCGGAGUAUUGCUGUGGCGAUUGGAGGCUCAAUGGGGGGCAUGUUGGUGCUCGAGUGGGCGUAUUUUGGAAGGGAGUAUGUUAGGUCUAUCGUGGCGCUUGCUACUAGCUCACGCCAUUCUGCCUGGUGCAUUUCUUGGGGGGAGGCGCAGAGGCAGAGCAUCUAUUCCGAUCCAAAAUAUGGUAGGCAGCCAAUCCCAGGCGUGUUUAACGUUAAGUUUACCGUGUCAUAGCGGAGGGGUACUACCCAUUCGAUGAUCCUCCUACUACAGGACUGGGUGCUGCACGGAUGAGUGCCUUGUUGACGUACAGAAGGUCUCCUUCACCCAGUCUACAUCUAUAGCAUGAGCAGUACCAACAUUGACCAAACGAACAGUCGCAACUCCUUCGAGUGCCGCUUCGGCAGGAACACCCCAGACCCCGUCCGCCACCCAUACAUAAACUCCCAAGUCAGCCGCCCCCCCAUAACCCCAAGCGAGGAGCACUGGGCCGUGCACAACGAGGGAUUCCGAAACGCCCGCCGCCUCGCAUCAUCCCCAUCAAGUCCAACCACCGAAACCUUCCCGCGGUCACAAGAAACAAGCACCGCCGGCACCAGCAGCAGCAGCAGCAGCAGCAGCAGCAGCGGCAGCACCCCCCCUUCUUCGCCAGCUAGCCUACCAGUGAAGAAACAUGUCCCAACAUACUUCUCGGCGCAGAGCUACCUCCGCUACCAAGGCGACAAAUUCGUCAAACGCUUCGACGCUAACUGCUAUAUCGCCAUAACUCGGAAACUAGACACGCACGACGUCUCCCGCGGCCGCACAAACGGGGACGUUCACGCUGCGUUGCGGAUGAUACAGCAACCUGCGCUGAUAAUCGGCAUAGAGAGCGAUGGGUUAUUCACUUACGCCGAGCAGCAGGAACUCGCAGAUUUUAUACCUAAUGCUAGAUUAGCUACUAUUGAUUCGCCGGAGGGACACGAUGCAUUCCUAUUGCAGUUCGAGGAGGUCAACACCCAUAUCGUGAGCUUCUUGAGGGAGGUUAUGCCAGAGGCCAUGGCCCGGGAACCGAUUUAUGCUGUGGAUAAAAUUGGAAACGGGGAUAUUGGGGCUGCAAGGGGUGGGACUGUUGGGGAGGUGGAUGAUAUUACUGCCUGGUAGGAUGGUUCGUUGGUUCGACAGAAGGGGGAAUAUCUCUAAAUAUCUCUUUUUUCUUUCUUUCUCUUUCUUGGCAACGCAGGUUUCCGCUUUUACUUUUUUUAUUACCCCAUCUUACCUUUGGCGAUGAGGAUAAGUACGGUAGAUGGUCAGGCGUUGUAUGCUGUCUGUUGAUACCGGAAACUAGUUUGUGUUUGGUUAUGGUGCGUCUACCGCCCCCAAAUUUGAAUAUGAAUUGAGGGAAAAAUUCCCUCUUCCUUUUCGUUCAUGAUAUCAUAUCAAUGAUACUCGUACAUCCCCCGUUUAACCCUACCUAACGUCGCUAAUCAACUAUCUUCCCGCCCCCCCUACCAAUGUCUUAUCAUGCUUGCUUUUUUCAAGUACCCUGAAACCCAUUCCCGAGAUUGAAACUGUAUCGCAUCAUAUCAUACUCGGGCAUCAAUACCGCACAAAUUCCGGUAUCGUACAUAGCACAAUCUGUGCGCCGUGAGCAUUUUAAAGUGACCUAUUGCAGCCAUGAUUGCUUCGUUCAUUUGUUCAUUCGCAAUACAUGAACUGUACUUUUCUCUCUCUCUCUCUUUC